Diprion similis is the source of this 3689-nucleotide messenger RNA. It is a transcript of the gene spin, whose product is annotated as protein spinster. Lineage: Eukaryota; Metazoa; Arthropoda; Insecta; Hymenoptera; Diprionidae. Gene Ontology annotation, biological process: transmembrane transport. Gene Ontology annotation, molecular function: transmembrane transporter activity. Bases 216 to 1724 code for a protein of 502 amino acids. The record is from RefSeq and is a predicted model, not a curated record. Gene Ontology annotation, cellular component: membrane. The transcript has 10 exons.
GCGUCCCCACCACGUUCCUCAGUCUGCUCUAUGGUUCGCUGAGAGAUAUGGUGUGAUGUAUAAAAACAGUUAUGAUAGGGCAUGACAGAGUACGGUUAUGUUAAACCGGGCGAGCCGCGGGAUGUGGUUUCACGAUAAAUGAGGUAUUAAUUGAGUGUGAAAAAUACGACCAUAACGUCGAUGACUAGGACCAGUUGCUAUUUAUAAAGUGAAUUAUGGAAACAACGAGGAUCCCUCCGAAUCUGUCUCAUCAACACCUAAUGGGUGGUGAAGAGCAUCAAAAUCCUACAGGACAACCGAAGCGGACUACGUCGGUGGAAAGGGUUGUCACAUUACGCGAAUGGUUAACCGUACUUGUAUUAUGUUUCGUUAACCUCAUCAAUUACAUGGACAGAUUUACUAUCGCAGGAAUUUUGACAGACAUUCAAAAGGAUUAUAACAUAGGAGAUGACUUGGGAGGCUUGCUUCAAACGGCCUUUAUAGUAAGCUAUAUGAUCUUCGCACCUUUAUUUGGGUACCUUGGAGAUCGGUACAACAGAAAAUUCAUCAUGAGUUUCGGAGUGUUUCUUUGGUGCCUUACAACUUUUGUUGGCUCUUAUAUGCAGAGUUUCGAAUGGUUUUUGGUGUUUCGAAUGUUCGUUGGUAUUGGCGAGGCUAGUUACUCGACCAUAGCCCCAACCAUCAUAAGCGACUUAUUCAUCAAAGACGUUCGAUCAAAGAUGCUGGCCCUGUUCUACUUUGCUAUACCGGUCGGAAGUGGCUUAGGGUAUAUAACGGGGAGCAAGACUGCAGAAUAUGCUGGUUCCUGGCACUGGGGGCUACGAGUUACACCAGUAUUAGGAAUACUGGCAGUAUUUCUGAUUUUAUCAGUGGUACAGGACCCUGUUAGAGGUGAAAGAGAAGGAGGGAGCCAUAUUCACAGCACUUCGUGGACAGACGAUAUCAAAUCUCUCUGUAGAAAUCCUAGCUUCAUGCUGUCUACCGCAGGAUUUACCUGCGUCUCAUUUGUCGCGGGAGCGUUGGCAUGGUGGGGACCUUCGUUUAUUCACUUGGCUCUCACACUCCAGCCUAAUGGAGGAAAAGAAGUUACCUUAUCCGAUGUUUCAUACAAAUUCGGAAUUAUAGCCAUGAUUGCAGGGAUUAUUGGAGUCCCACUAGGUUCAAUUAUAGCACAACGAUUAAGGGUGAAGUGGCGGAACGCGGAUCCACUGAUUUGUGCCGUUGGUUUACUUAUUAGCACGCCUUUCCUUUUCUUCGGAAUCAUUACUGCCAGUACAAAUUCAAUUCUUUGUUAUACACUCAUAUUUUUUGGACAACUCGCAUUGAAUCUUAACUGGUCAAUUGUAGCCGAUAUGUUACUGUAUGUUGUCUUACCGACAAGAAGAUCAACUGCAGAAGCUUUUCAAAUUUUAGUAGCACAUGCGUUUGGCGAUGCGGGCAGUCCGUAUAUUAUUGGAGUAGUAUCUCAGGCAUUGAAAAAGGCACUGAGUCCAACGACCCUUAUAAUCAUCGACGAUGAUAAAAAUGAAUACGACCCAGUGACUAAAUUUCGUAGUCUACAAUAUGCGCUUUUCAUGACAACAUUUAUCGAAAUAAUUGGUGGCCUUUUCUUCUUCUUCACGGCUCUGUAUAUACAGAAGGACAAGGCUGUAGUUGAUCUUUCAAUCGCAGAAAAAUGUCUAGACACUAAGAAUAAUCGGCAGUCAGAAUCAACGCGUUUAUAGAUCAUCAGAGGGCUCCCACCUGAUAGUGUGCUGUAUAUCUGAUGAUACAGAUUCAGAAACAACGCAAUACUACGAUGACGAGCUUCCAAAUAGCACAACAAAUUGAAUUGGAAGACAUUGAUUGAGAAUUUCGGUUGUGUACUAACAAAGUCUUUAAAAAAAAGUAGCUGCUACUCUAUUUUGUUGUAGAAUUUUCUACACACUGGACUCCUCUUGAGAAGGAACGCACCCCAAAAAUGUUCGAGAUACGUAUAUUGAAUGACCGGAUAUUUAAGUAUUGAAUUGAUAUAGUAUUUUUGGAAUUUCUAGCAGGUAACAUUUACAAGGUAUUAGUGGCUUCCUCGGUUGUUUAUACUUCGCUAAUAUUAUGGCGCGAUUAUAUUUAGCUGUAAAAUUCAGGGGGUGUUAGAAAGAGACUUAAAAAACGAAUAACGAUAGACUUACUUAAACCAUGAUCUUUUCUCAGGUAGAGUAAAACGAAGAAACAAACUCAAGCGAAUCAUGUGAAAGUAUACUUUCACAGAACUCACUACUUAUUGUAGUGCAAAGUUGUAAUUGUUCUGUGAUUUAAACAAUAUAUUAAUAUUAGGCAACAGCAUUCACUUUUUAAGUGAUAAUUGUCAUGAAAUUGGUUUAUCCUUUUCAGUAAACCAGGAGAAAUUCACAUUGGUGGUUUGCGUAAAAGAUCUAUUAAAAAUUUAUAAGUAAUGAUUAGCUAUGUACAUGUCAAAAUUAACUUUAGGAAAAUUGAAUUAAAUUUGGACUUCUUAUACUGUUUGUUAGCAAAUGCAUGAAAUGCAAAUAAUACCUGCCAACGGUAGCUUGAACAUGUAACGAUAUAAUGUGUAGUUUACUGUAUAAGUUUCUACUAUAGUGCGCAUAGAUAUCGAGUAUGAAAAUCAAAUGUAAUUGCGGAUGAGGAAAUUUUUUAGGUUCAACAAUGUAUACUUAUUGUUAAUUCCGCAAGUUAUCAGUUAACGACAUCACAAAGUUAGAAGCAAAUUAUAAUUGCUCGAUACUAAAACAAAGGAUAAACAAAAUAAAUAAAUAAAUAGAUUUCCAAGAACGACAAUUUAGGUAUAUGUGUAUCUAGAUGCAAUACAAGACUGGAUAUUUGUUAUAAGUUCGAAGGAAUAUGCAACUUUGAUGCAUUACCAAAUCGUAGAAAUUUAAAAUUCUAAUUAAAAAUUAAAAACAAAUAUCAUUACACCAAAUGGUAAGUGUUGUAAGGAGAGCGGGUAUCUCGAUUGAGUUUUGGAAAUGCAUCUUUAUCUGCUUGAAGUUUGCAAAAAAGUACUGGAAGAUUGUAUCCUUAAACCAUUCAAAGUGUAACUCUACCGUACUUCAUCUUGCCAUUAUUUAACGUGUAUGAAUACAUGCAUAAUUGAAGUAUAUUACUGCAUGAUGUUAGGAUCUUCUUAAAAUAUUUUGCACUAUUUUUGGAUUGUACAGGUAGAUUAUUAGUCUAUGAUGAUUGUUUGAAAGUUCUGUUUAUUUAUUUAAUCAUCAAUACUUACAUCACUGUUGUUUUUUAGCGUAUAUUAGGUUGUAUGCUUUCUUCAUUUUUGGUAUUUACCAAAAAUCUAAAACAUAUCGUGUAUUUUUAAAUGAUAUUUUUUUUUCAUUCUAAGAAUGGAUAUUUAUUUUUCAAAUCCUAUGAUCAAAUUAAUUUUUCUUUGUUUAUUGCACUUUUACCAUAUCUAUAUAUUUGCGACAAACAUCCUUUUUUCUGUAUUUUUGAAUAUGGUUCUGUCAGAAUUACCAGAUAGGCAUUAAUGUAUAUUUCAAGUAUUAUCGCGUAACUGCGCUAAUGGCAUCACCACAUGAAUUGUACAGAAACACAUAGGUAAUACACUAAUUGCAUGCGAAAUAUGAAAUAAGAAACUGCCUCCAACUGUUAGAUUUAUAAAAUAUUGAUUUCAGAUAUGAAAAAACUAUAAUAAAAAUUUCGGUUUGUAUAGAAAA